CGAGAAAACUUAGUGAUACAGCAAUAUUUUAUACAACAAAAAUAAAGUCUUUCCAAAACACGAUGUUAGAAGUUGUAAAUGGAUUCCUACUUGUUUACUUUUUAGUUUUGUGCACAAUCAGCGCCCUAGUCCCGACUAUAGUAAAACCUAUUGUAGCAUGUUUUUCGGGUGCAUCACAUGAAGAACGAUCGGCGUGGGCAGAAUUAUUAAAACUAAAAGAGAUACAAAAAGGUAUAUCAAUGAAAGAUGAGUUUGCAGCAUAUUCAAAAUUGCAACGUAAAAUCAAUAAACUGGAAUCUGAAUUGAAGGAAAACCGAUCUUCACGGAUGAGUAAGAGUUUGGCUAUAAUUGGAUCAGUUCACAUUGUGUUACAGGUAGUUGUUGCUGUAUUUAUUUUGAUAUCAGUAAUUUGGUUUAGAAGAGAGCCUAUAGUAGCAUUGAAAGGAGACCUUUUCCCUCUCUCUACUGUACUCCGAUACCCUAGUGAUAUGCCAAAUGCUAUUUCUACUCAUGUGUGGGUUUUGAUAACAAAUUUGUCUGUUAGAACAUUAUUGAAACCAAUUUUAAGCUAAGAAAAUAAAAUAUAAUAAAAGUUUAGACAGUUUAAAAACAAAAAGACUGAUUGGAGCACACUAGUACCAAUUUGUAAAAAUGUGUAAGGACCGAUCCAGAUCUGGUGAAGUGUUCAGACUGCAUACCUGCAUAUAGGCCACAUUGCAAGUAAUUUGAGCAUCUCUUGAGUGGGUCCAAACAUCCAUUCACUAGAUCUGAAUGGAUCCUAAAAAUCAAUAUGCUCAUUUACUCAUUUUCAUGCUAAUAUUUCCCUUCUAAACUAAGGGAAGAAUUUUGUAUUAAAAAUUGUUUAGUAUUUAUAACUAAUUGAUGGAUUGAGGCAUUAACAAUUAAUUCAAUGAACA
Papilio machaon (common yellow swallowtail) is the source of this 917-nucleotide messenger RNA. RefSeq names its product guided entry of tail-anchored proteins factor 1. NCBI's taxonomy places the organism in Eukaryota, Metazoa, Arthropoda, Insecta, Lepidoptera, Papilionidae. The record is from RefSeq and is a predicted model, not a curated record. Bases 63 to 572 code for a protein of 169 amino acids. The transcript is spliced from 2 exons. Gene Ontology annotation, biological process: tail-anchored membrane protein insertion into ER membrane.